Messenger RNA from Panicum virgatum (switchgrass), 1420 nucleotides. RefSeq lists its product as uncharacterized. The record is from RefSeq and is a predicted model, not a curated record. Gene Ontology annotation, molecular function: hydrolase activity, acting on carbon-nitrogen (but not peptide) bonds, in linear amides. Gene Ontology annotation, biological process: ceramide metabolic process. NCBI's taxonomy places the organism in Eukaryota, Viridiplantae, Streptophyta, Magnoliopsida, Poales, Poaceae. Gene Ontology annotation, cellular component: membrane. Bases 188 to 1075 code for a protein of 295 amino acids. The transcript has 7 exons.
AGAAUAGUACCGACGACUUCCGCAAAGAGCAGGUGCCAAGCAAGCAACCCAAAUCCACCCAAACAAGAAAAAAGGAAUUCCAUCCAAAUCCCCACGCCGAGUCGCCGAUCCGCGCGCCCCCGACGCGCCGCCGGCGAGGCCUCCCCCGAUCCACCCACCCGCGCACCAGCCAAGCAGAGGCGCCGCCAUGGACACCAGCAGGAGGAACAAGUGGCUGGCCUGGGCGGUGGCGGCCGUCAUCUUCGUCGUCCUCAUGCUCGUCACGCCCGCCAUCCCGCAGAACGAGGACUACCACGACUUCGCCGACCAGCGCACCCUCUUCCUAGGUAUCCCCAACACGUUGAAUGUGAUUUCAAACAUCCCCUUCUUUUUUGUGGGUGUCACAGGCCUCAUCCUGUGCCAUUAUAAAGAUUACUUCAGGCUCAGCUCACAGGGGGAGCUCUGGAGUUGGACGCUGUUCUUUGCUGGUGUCACCGCUGUUGCUUUUGGUUCUUCCUAUUACCAUCUCAACCCGAAUGAUGCCACCCUAGUUUGGGACAGAUUGCCGAUGACGAUUGCUUUCACCUCGAUCAUGGCCAUUUUCAUCAUCGAAAGGGUUGAUGAAAGAGCAGGAGCAAAGUCCCUAGCACCACUUGUGAUUGCUGGUGCCCUGAGCAUCCUUUAUUGGAGUUACUUUGAUGAUCUUCGCCCGUAUGCAGUAGUUCAGUUUGUUCCAUGCAUUGCUAUACCUGUAAUGGCUAUAGUAAUUCCACCGAUGUAUACACAUUCAAGCUACUGGUUGUGGGCAGCAGGAUUUUACCUCCUUGCCAAAGUUGAAGAGGCUGCUGACAAACCUAUCUAUAAGUGGACUCAUCAAAUUGUUAGUGGUCAUUCUCUUAAGCAUCUAUGUGCUGCAAUGGUACCAGUUUUCUUGGCUCUAAUGCUAGCUAAACGGACUAUUGAACCAGAAAGGGUAAGCUUGCUCAAUAAAUGGAAGGUCAAUUGGGUUACAGUGAGAGAGAGCUAUUCCAAGGAUAGGAGUGCAGUUAACGUGGACUGCAACUACGCGGCUGUUUCAAAUACAUCUGAACAGUAAAUAUGCAUCUAGCAUUCGGCACCUGUGUAAAGAAGAAAUGCAGGGCACAUCUGAAAUAGUAGGAAAUCCACCCCCAACUGACUUUUAUCGCUGCUAAUCGUAGCGGGUGAUACAUACAAGCAGUUGUUGGCGACCAAUCUUGUACAUUGUACGAUAGUAAUAAUCAUCAGAACUGGAAACCAUCUUUCCGUUACAAGAUGGUGCGUGUCAUCAAGAUGAUAUUGUUUUGUACUCUAUGACUACUCUGAGAUCCAGAUUGCUUUUGAAAGCAUGUACAGAUUUGCCCCUGUAUUGAGGCCAUAAAGAGGCGGCUAAAAGAAAAGGUCCUGCAAUUUUUCUUCUAAA